GUGCCUCGCCUGCCAAAGCUGGAGCCGGCAUCCACGGUGCUCCCGGGCCGUACGGCCACAGCCGGCGGGCUCUCCGAGCGGGUCCUCCUGACCCUCCACCCCGGCUCUCUAGAGUCGUCCCGAGCUCCGUCGCGAUAGUGGCGAAGGCGAGAAGGACAGUCUUCCGUGCCGCUCUGUCCCCGCCGGGGAAAGACAGCAAGUUGUGCUGCGCCCGGGACCCGCUAGGGACCGUGGCCGCCGCCCGGCCGGGGGCCACCAUCCUCACUACAAAGUAUGAGAGGUUGAUACCCAGUCAGACUGAAGAUCUGGUACUGCUAGUAGCUGCAUCCUCCUUGAAGAACCGUACAUUACCUGGGAGCUUAUAGGAACCAGACACCUUCAUUCACACCUUCGGGACAGCCACGUUGGGUCCCCAUUGCAUUGCCUGGUGAAAGAUGGCAUCCAGCCUGACUUGUACUGGGGUGGUCUGGGCUUUGCUCUCCUUCCUGUCUGCUGCCACCUCCUGUGUGGGGUUCUUCAUGCCUUACUGGCUCUGGGGAUCUCAGCUGGGCAAGCCUGUGUCCUUCGGCACUUUCCGGAGGUGCUCCUAUCCUGUGCAAGAUGAGAGUCGGCAGAUGAUGGUGAUGGUGGAGGAAUGUGGGCGCUACGCCUCCUUCCAGGGCAUCCCCAGUGCAGAAUGGAGGAUCUGUACCAUAGUGACAGGGCUGGGCUGUGGCCUGCUCCUCCUGGUAGCUCUCACUGCCCUGAUGGGUUGCUGUGUGUCGGACCUCAUCUCCAGGACAGUAGGAAGAGUGGCCGGAGGAAUACAGUUUCUGGGAGGCUUGUUGAUUGGCGCUGGCUGUGCUCUCUACCCCUUGGGCUGGGACAGCGAGGAAGUCCGGCAGACUUGUGGCUACGUCUCUGGCCAGUUUGACUUGGGCAAGUGUGAAAUCGGCUGGGCCUACUACUGCACCGGGGCCGGGGCGGCAGCUGCCAUGCUGCUGUGCACGUGGCUGGCUUGCUUCUCGGGGAAGAAGCAGAAGCACUACCCCUACUGAGACCAGGCCACCGGGAGAAGCAGAGGAGAGGAUGGACCACGGGGACCGAAGGGGCCAAAGCAUCAGCUACGUUCACAAGGUGGAAUAGUGGUUCGAACCCAGUACAAUGCUAAUGUAAUGAAAUCCGAUUGAAUCUGGAACAUUCUGUAGGAAGGGAGGGUGGUGGGGGAGUUGUCGAAAGCAUGGAGAAUAUGGGACGAUGGAGGACAAUGGACCAAAGGCUAACAACACUGCAGGACAUUGGAUGUUUCUAUUCCACAGAGUAUCGUUAAUGUAUAUCAUACACACACACAGCAAACUAUAUAUGCAAAUGAGGAUCUCAUUUUGUUCUCCUUCAAAAAGAUGAGGACUAGGGGAGUCAAAAGGGCUAGUAGAAACAGUCUUAUCUUAGGAAGCAGGAGAUGUACCCUGCAGACAUUCCCUGUAGAUGAGGACUGAGCCUGAAAGCACAUACGCACGUGCACACAUGUCAUACACAUGCGCACACAUCAUAUGCACACACAUAUCACACCACUGCACAGGCGGUCAGCUGUGUACUAUUGCUCCUGAUUUUUUUAAAUAUACAUCAGUACAGUAUCAUCACAUUAUAAAACCAUACAUUAAGCCUAGUCCAUGGACCAGUAAACCACUCUAUCAGUAUUUUUGAUAUCCUGCAUAAAUGCUUUAUGCCCACAGUGUGUCUUCACUGUUUAUGCAGAUCUUUAGGGGGAAGCCUUUGUAUUUCAGUGUUAUUCAAAGACACACAGUAGUGAUCUGAGUAGUUUCUGCUGUAAUAUCCUUGUGAAGAAAUUGGACAGCUUUUGUCCACCAUAGGCGAGAAUUCAGUUGCAGAUAUGAGAGUGAAGGGAAGUCUUUCUCCAAUUAUUGGAUCUUGUUUUCUUUUAUUCAUUAUUCUACUGUGCUAUACCACAAUUAUUUCAAUAUUCAUUUUGUAAAGGGAAAAAAGUACUAUUUUGUUUGUAUUUGAAAAGUUCUGUGAAUAAAUUCUCUUUGAUCAAUA
Messenger RNA from Peromyscus maniculatus bairdii (prairie deer mouse), 2037 nucleotides. It is a transcript of the gene Lhfpl6, whose product is annotated as LHFPL tetraspan subfamily member 6. NCBI's taxonomy places the organism in Eukaryota, Metazoa, Chordata, Mammalia, Rodentia, Cricetidae. The record is from RefSeq and is a predicted model, not a curated record. Gene Ontology annotation, cellular component: membrane.